AUGUUUCUUCUUAUUCGUUUAUUGAAUACUCAUUCGAUUCGCCAUUCUAGUAGAAACCGUAAAUUUUUUGCUAACCUGAAAAAAUAUUAUCGUUCAACAACGUUCAAUCUAUUUAUGGCAUCGAAUAAUCAAACUUGUUUUAUCUUUGAUAAAGAUGAAUCAACGAAAAUCCUCAUUCAAAUGGCUUAUGAAAUUCCGUCAACACGAAUACGUCGUCAAUUUAAUUUAUUACGUUCCACUGAUGAAUCUGUUUCACAAACUAUACGUCGUUUAACAGCGAAUAUUGAACAUACUCUAAUGAAAGAAAACAAAGCGAAUAAACGUCGUCAAAAACAACACACCGAUGUGAAAUCUGAUAAUGAAAAACAAACGAUUCUCGUACAAUUAUUUGAUAGUAACGAUCAACUCAUUGAUGAAAAUCAAACUAAUAAUAAGCAAGCCUGGAUUAAUUGUAAAAAAUUAUUAAUUAAUGAACAAUCGUAUAAUGUUGAAUACAAUGCGCCAGCUGUUAUUAAAUUUCGUUUUCCUGAUAUUAUUAUGACUAAUUGA
Messenger RNA from Rotaria socialis, 549 nucleotides. The record is from the annotation of a GenBank genome assembly. Lineage: Eukaryota; Metazoa; Rotifera; Eurotatoria; Philodinida; Philodinidae.